Messenger RNA from Peniophora sp. CBMAI 1063, 2118 nucleotides. Lineage: Eukaryota; Fungi; Basidiomycota; Agaricomycetes; Russulales; Peniophoraceae. The record is from the annotation of a GenBank genome assembly.
AUGGCGAAGGCAACGCGCAAGAAGAAAGAGAAGGCUGCCGACUUCUCAAAAUCCAAACUUAAACUCGGCAAGGGCAAACAGCUCCCAACAAACGCAGUCGACACCUCCUUCAAAGCGCGGUCCAUCGCCCUUCCCUCCCAAUCCAUUGCUUCAUCCAAAUCUUCGAACGAGCCCACGACCAAACGCAAGCUCUCGCUCGACGAUCUCCUUGCGCAACUAAAACACUACUCGCCUUCCACCCGCCGCGACGCCCUCUCCGGUCUCCGCGAACUUCUCACCGGACAUCCAAAUCUCUUGCUACCCGCACUUCCGCGCCUCUUGACCUCCACUGCGCGCCUGAUAUCCGACGAUGAUCAAUCAGUCCGCAAAGCUUUGCUUUCGCUGCUCUCCUUUGUCCUCCCGACCGCCGGACCCGAAUCACUAGCUCCCCAUGCGCCCUCCCUCCUGCUCUUCACCGCCAGCGCUCAAACGCACAUCUUCCCGGCCGUAGCUCUCGACGCCGUCCGACUACUCGACCUUCUCCUCGAUAUAUUGCCGGAAGCCGUAGCCACACCUCGCGUGUUACAGGGCUACCUGUCCCUUCUAAGCGCCGGCACAGCCUUCGGCGCAGACGAAGUUGGCGAGCCAAAGGCUACCAGUACAGCCAGCGUGGUCCUCUCGCCUCCGAGUCGUGCGGUAGUACUCAAGUCGCUGGCACGCUUCUUACGCGUGUUCCUUGGGCAAGAUGGGAAGGCGGUCAAGGAAGGGCUGGACAUCAGCUUCUUGAAGCCGCAUUUCGAGAGCGAAAAGGCGUUCGAAGCAUUUGAUCAUCUGUUACGCCCGAAGACUGCUCCUCAAGCUGUGUGGACGCCCCGCGCGGAUGCCGCGAAUGAUUUCUUUGUCGCGGAAGUCACGGCUGGGUUCAAACUCGACGCGGGUCCUUCGUUGCGCGACCUGUCGUCCCUGCAGGCGGAAGAGCAGGACGGCGGCCUGUCAUACCAAGCUCGGAUAGCUCGUACACUUCACCCAGUCCUCUUAGCAGCCUUCCUCGACGCCGCGCCCUCCGCCUUCUCCCCCGGCGCUCCAGGACCCGAACACGACCUUACAAUCACCCGUGCUGUCUCCGAGAUCUACCUCGCACUGUAUACCUCCGCGCCAGCAGAUGUACCCUUGGACGAGCUGCAGACCUUCCUAUCACACAUGGCGCCGUACUUCCCCUUCCGCGGGCCUGAUGCCACCACGACAGGAAGAAAAGAGAGGGAAGAGGCGCUCGAGGUGUUGGACUUGGCGUAUUGUGCCCUUGCGGCAAGAUUGUUGUCUGCUCCAUCACAGACAUCGAAACGCGCGCAGUCUCAAGCUCGUGCAUUGGCAUCUUCCGCGUCAGCACACCUCGCUUCGCUCCUCAAUGCCGCAUCUGCACCCGGAGAUGGCUUGGGCUCUGCACGAGGGCCGAGCGCGAGCGCCUAUGCCGCGCUCGUGCCAGCCGCAUGGGCUUUGCUAUCCUCGUCACCUACCUCUCCGAGUGAGAAGAGGAGUAAGGGCAAGGGCAGGGAGGACGCGAUGGACGUCGACGAGACUGAAAACGCAGACGUUCUGCGUGCCGCGCUCGCGCAUUCGGCGCGCGUGCCAGCAACAAGCGCCGUUGGCGCUCUAGCGCGCGAGUUCGCCGCCCGACUCGUCUUGCUCGAGACCGCACCGGGCUUCACCGUAUGCUCACCUCUAUCACCCCCUCACGAUCUCGUCGAGAGCUGGGUACUCGGUCUUCCGCGCGCAUUGUGGGAGCUAAGCGGUGCACCCACGCAGACGGCGCGUACACUCAGGACUGUCCUGCGCCUCGCACAAAGACGAGCGCUGGACGGGAGCGUCUGGAAGAAGAUUGCGGAACGCCUGGCGCCCUUCUUUUCGAUAACACACCCUACACGCGGGACUAUAUCUGGCCCGUACGCGAAGCUAAGCCAUACGGAUAGGCGGCUCGCGCUGGAUGUUGCCGCUACUGUUGGCUCGUGCGCACCCGAAGGAGCAGUGAGGGAGAAGCUUGAUGCUGCCGUUGUGCGCGCGAUCACCGGGUUGGCUCAGUCGGUAGAUGCAGGACUAGUAGGCGAUGGCGAAUACUGGGCCGCUGUAAGGCGUAUCGUAUAA